Lytechinus pictus (painted urchin) is the source of this 3353-nucleotide messenger RNA. RefSeq names its product lysophosphatidylserine lipase ABHD12-like. Lineage: Eukaryota; Metazoa; Echinodermata; Echinoidea; Temnopleuroida; Toxopneustidae. Gene Ontology annotation, cellular component: endoplasmic reticulum membrane. Gene Ontology annotation, molecular function: phosphatidylcholine lysophospholipase A1 activity; monoacylglycerol lipase activity. The coding region runs from base 250 to 1002 and encodes 250 amino acids. The record is from RefSeq and is a predicted model, not a curated record. Gene Ontology annotation, biological process: phosphatidylserine catabolic process; monoacylglycerol catabolic process. The transcript is spliced from 11 exons.
ACUUUUAGAAAGAGAGCUAUUAUAUGGAGUUGGACAUGGAAGCUAUGUUUGCUGAAUUCCAUUUUGUUCUACACAAUCUUCCCAGUUCUUGUUUAUUUCAUCCCUGACUUUGCUUCCCAACUUAUUUUCCUCAAUUACCUCAAGUGUCCUGUAUUCAGAGACUACCAUGCUCCUGAGGUAUAUGGAUUGAAAGGAGCAAGGAAUGUAUAUCUACCUUCUACCAAUGGAGUUCAGCUUGGAGUGUGGCAAAUGCUUCCUACUUCUGUAAGACCUGCCAGAGAAGAUGAUGAAAUAUCAGCAGAGUUCUUUGAUAAAGCAUUAAGAGACCAUAGACCAGUAAUUAUGUACUGCCAUGGAAAUUCAGGUUCAAGAGCAAAUCCACACCGAGUAGAAUUGUAUAAAUUAUUGAUUAGACUGGGAUUCCAUGUCGUAGCUGUAGACUACCGAGGAUAUGGAGAUUCAUCAAGUCAUACCACUCCGGAUGGUAUUCAUGAUGAUGUAAGAACAGUGUAUAGAUGGCUGAGAGAAAGGACAGGGGAUUCCCCUUUCUACAUCUGGGGACAUUCCCUUGGAACAGGAAUAUCCACAGUAUUCACUUCAAAAAUAUGCAGAGAAGAGGGAUGUCCUACAGGUCUAGUCUUAGAAGCACCAUUCAACAACCUUCUAGAUGAGGUCAUGAGACAUCCAUUUGGAAUGCCAUGGAACAUUCUUCCAUACAGCAGAGGUUACUUUGAUCAAGCUUUUAAUUCUACAGCUCCAUACUUUCAGAGUGACGUUAACAUAGAGCAUGUGACAUGUCCUAUUCUUAUUCUCCAUGCUGAAGAUGACUGGAUUGUACCACAUGACCUAGGAAGGAAGCUUUAUGACAUAGCUGUUGAGAAAAGACCAGCAUCAGCAGAUCCAAUCCAAAUGGUUUCAUUUCAUAGUGAAGAGGGCUGUGGACAUAAAAAUAUUGCUUAUUCAUCGAAGCUACCAUCUAUUUUGAGUGAUUUCAUCAAAUGAGGAACCAAAGGUUGUCAAUGAAACCCAGUAGCUUCCAAGCCAUAUGUGUGUGCAGCUGUUUUUUUUUAAUAUUCUUUGUGGUGCUUCAACUUUUAAUUAUGUGAUUUUAGUUUCUGACUAUUACCUCCUACGGUGUAGAUAAGAUUUCUGAGUAUUACCUCCUGCUAUUACCUCCUACGGUGUAGAUAAGAUUUCUGAGUACCUCUUGUUGCCAUGUCACCUCAUGUAAACAGGGUUGAUUUCAUUCAUUAACAUCGUUCUGAUGAAGACAAUCAAACACUCUUGGUAUUCAGCUCCAUAACAUAAAGAUUGCUGUGGGGUUGAUUUCAAUAUUGAUUGCAUUGAUUAUUGUGUAUGAAUGAUCAAUAAUAAAAUCUCUCCCAUAACAAUUCACUAAGCUUUAUGUUAUGAGAUAAAAGCAGAUAUGCUAUGUUUACUUACAUUUCUUCUGAACAUUUGAAAAGAUAUUUCAUGAUUUGAUGGAGGCAGAAGCUAUAAAAUUAGAUAAUUUCUAUCCCUUUAGUGGCAGACAACAUUGACUUGAGUCUGUUGAAGUAAUUUAAAUGAAUCAAUGGCUUAUCCAAGCCAGUGGUUACUAAAAGAAUAGACAUUUGAACAACAACAGUGAUUUGAAUACACAAAAGUAAUUUAAAUUGAUCAGCGCAAUGGCUUAUCCAAGCCAGGGCUAAUUAAUAAAAUAAUAGACAUUUGAAUAACUACAGAGAAAUUAUAUAAGCUGACGUUAUUAGUUCCUUUGAUAUCAAGUUAAAAUAAUGAUACUGCAGGCAUCUACUCUAUUGCUUUGGAAUACACAUAAUAAUGCUUCAAUAUUGAUAGUGAUGUUUUAAUGAUUUUGAAUACAUCUCCUUAUUAUAUAAGUACUCUUAUUUGAAUUUUUUUCUUCUUGUUUUGUAGUUUGUGAUGUGCCAUGUAUUCCUGAUUAUGGUGCCAAUGGAGUGUAUUUGAUGCUUGUUCAUAUGAGGUAUAUGAUUAGACAAAUCAUAUAUUUCUGUAUUAAUAAUGAAGGAAAUCAAAUUAUGCAGCUAAUCAUAGUUAAGAAUUACAGUAGCUCAUAAUAGUUAAAUGAAAAUCCCUAGCAAAUUGAUUCAUGAAAUUUUCAGCUACUUGGCACUCAUUUCGAGCUGGAAAGAAUUAUACUGUAUAAUAACAUUUUGUAAUCACAUUGUCUUAGAGCAAAGAAAGAACAUAUUUAUUGAUUGAAGCAAAAAAAAACAUUGUUCUGAAAUCAUGAUUUUGUUUAGUAUACUAUUAAUGAAAAAAUCUAUAUUUACUGCAAUUGGCAAUAGUUUUAAUGAGUCAAAGUUGCAAUAUCUCAUGUAUUUAUUCGAGUAUUCUAAAAACUUUAUCCGUUGUAGAAUAGCCUUGAUACACAUAAUUGUGUAUGCAUAGUUUAUUAUGAUUCAAAUCUGUCAAUAAAUAGUGUGAUACAGAGUAUUAGUCUGAAAGGUCUCAUUUAUUAUUCAUUUGCCAAAAUUUUCUGACAAAUUGAAAAGGGCCAGGUUUCUAAUUCUAUUGCACAGUUGGCGGAAUAUCUCAUUCAUACUGUUAGUUCUUCUAAGUACCAAGUAUUACUGUAUAUGUGUAGACUACACAACCUCACUGCUUACUGAAAUAACUGUUAAUUAUGAAUUAUGCACAAUGUCCAGUUUCAAACAGUUACCGACCUUUAUUUUUUUUAAUUAAUUAAAUAAGUAAAUGGCGAUGCAUUUUUUAAAUCGUAGAAUAGUUCUUUUAAAGAUUUACCCGUUUUUCCAUCUUUUUUUAUGAGAAAGAGAUAUCUGUAUCCCAACAGAGUUUGUGAUGAUUUUAUCAUAAUAUUUGGGCAAAAAAAGAAUGAAUCUAAAGGGAUAGAUACUGUUUGUGCAGUGCAUAUUUUGUGUAAGUUGUUUCGAGUAAUGUGUAACUUUUACCUCAAAUAUGAUUUUUUUUUUUUGUGCUGUUGAUAUUUUUAGUACUGAUCAUGCAUGGGUGAUCUUGAUAAGGAAAGGUAAACAAGAAUAGUGCAUAUUGAUAUAGUACCCUGCUAUAUUGAUUCAUAAUAGUAAUAGUGGUAGUGGUAGUGGUAGUAGUAGUAGUAGUAGUAGUUUACACAUUUGUCAUCUUGUGUAUGAUUUUUGUUAAAAAGAAAAAGGGUGAUUUUUUUCACAAAGCAAUUUGUCAGUGGUUUUCCCAACUUUAUUCAGCCAAUCAGAAUUAAGAAUUUCAGUAGCACAUAACAGUUUAGUGAAAAUCACUGGCAAAUUGCUUGAUGAAACUCACUUACUUGGCACUCAUUUCGAGCUGAUAUUCAUCAAUAACAAAGAAAUAAUAAUUUUGAUGUAGCACAAAAA